This is a messenger RNA of Pygoscelis adeliae (Adelie penguin), 756 nucleotides long. RefSeq names its product Ras association (RalGDS/AF-6) domain family member 2 (gene RASSF2). Lineage: Eukaryota; Metazoa; Chordata; Aves; Sphenisciformes; Spheniscidae. Gene Ontology annotation, biological process: positive regulation of JNK cascade; positive regulation of protein kinase activity; regulation of non-canonical NF-kappaB signal transduction. Gene Ontology annotation, cellular component: nucleus; cytoplasm. Bases 1 to 756 code for a protein of 251 amino acids. The record is from RefSeq and is a predicted model, not a curated record. The transcript has 11 exons.
AUGCGGGAGGUGGAAGAAAACAGUGGUCUGGCAUCUCCGGGGCAGUUCGUGGAUGCUCGAAAUGCAAAUGUUAGCUACCUGGUCCCCUGCGGAAAAGACAAAUACAUCUCCAAAAGUGAGCUGCUCUUACACUUGAAGACGUACAACAUCUACUACGAAGGGCAAAAUUUGCAGCUGCGGCAUCGGGAGGAGGAAGGUGAGCUCAUCGUGGAGGGGCUGCUGAACAUCUCCUGGGGCUUGCGGCGACCCAUCCGCCUGUCCGUGCUGAAGCCCAGCACCUUGCCGGACAUCCAGGUUACGGAUGCGGAGGCCACGCCAAACGCGGAGGCUCCCGGGAGCGGCGCAGGAUCUGCCAAAUCGCAGCCAGAGGAGACGCCGCAGCUGAUGCGGACGCGGAGCGACGUGGGCGUACGGCGCCGGGGCAGCGCCCGCACCCCCAGCGAGCAGCGGCGCAUCCGCCGUCACCAGAAGCAGAAGCUGCGAGCCAGCGAUUACCCCCUGAUCGCCCGCAUCCUGCAGGGCCCCUGCGAGCAGGUCUCCAAGGUCUUCCUCAUGGAGAAGGACCAGGUGGAAGAAGUCACCUACGACGUUGCUCAGUACAUCAAAUUCGAGAUGCCCGUCCUCAGGAGCUUCAUCCAGAAGCUGGAGGAAGAGGAGGAUCGUGAAGUGAAGAAGCUAAUGCGCAAAUACUCCAUCCUCCGGCUGAUGAUCGAGCAAAGGCUGGAGGAGAUUUCCGAAGGUCCGACGGCGAUGUGA